AUGCAAUGCUCAAAUUUGAUAUCAGAAAAUAUUGAUAGUUGCUACACAGUCGCUUUAUACAAGUGGAAUAUUCCAUUCGCAUAUACCACAAGUAAGGAGAAAAACUUUAAUGUCAAAAGCAAGGAUAUUACGAUACUGCCUUUAGGCAAAAAGAAAGUGACAAUCACGGAUGAUUCCAUUCCGAAGCCAAAAGGUAAUCUAAAAUGGGUUAUAGCAAAUCCACAGCAAUUUGGUUUGUACCGUGUGAAAUACGAUAAAAGGAAUUGGAAUGCGUUGACAGAUCAACUUGUUUCGGACCAUCAAGUUAUACAUGCUAUCAACAGGGCUCAGAUUAUCGAUGAUGCAUUCUCCCUAUACGCGACUGAAUAUCAAAGUCUAGCUAUUGCACUGAGAACUCUGGAGUAUGUGAACAAUGAAGAGGAAUGGUUGCCUUGGGUUACUGCUCAAAAAUGGAUAGAUUAUAUAGGAAAAAAUAUUGAAAGUACCUCAGAAUUUGAUAAAUACAAGGCAUUUGUAUCAGACAAAGUUGAGAAUAUAUACACGACCCUUAUAGUGGACAGCAACAAUUACACACACAUACAAUUGUUAUUGAAAGACAUCAUAUAUGAUAUCGGAUGCUCUUAUGGGUCGCCUUUAUGUGUUAAUGCGACGAUACAGGAAAUAGCUGCCUGGAGCCUUGAUCCUGAAAACUUGUCAGAUGAAGCUAUUGAUGAAGAAGCGUAUUGUCUAGCAUUAUCUGAUGAGAAUUCAAAUUAUUGGGACUUCGUUUUUGAACAGUUUAAGAGUAACAAUGACAGUACAAUAAGAGGCCGUCGUAUAGAUGCAUUAGCUUGCAGCACUAACGUGGACAAUCUUGAACGGCUUGUAGAGUUUGCUAAAACGUCAGUUCCGGAAGCUAUAAAAAUAGCGUAUGCUCUGGGAAGACAUCCUGCUGGUCGGGAGCUCGAACAAAUUGAAGUUGGGUUUUAUAUAUACCUAAUCAUAAACGAAUUUUCCACAGAUGAAGAAUUAACAAAGUUUGAGAGAUUUCUGGAAGAUGUGAAAGACGACAUUGGUGAUAAACCAGACAUUAACUAUUAUUUACAACUGGCUCUUCUAGAUAUGAAGAUAUGGAAUGACUGGCUGGAAACUAACUUACCAUCCGUACAGUCAUGGUUGACUGGACUGGGAUAUUAG
Messenger RNA from Ruditapes philippinarum (Manila clam), 1176 nucleotides. Its product is annotated as aminopeptidase N-like. NCBI's taxonomy places the organism in Eukaryota, Metazoa, Mollusca, Bivalvia, Venerida, Veneridae. The transcript is spliced from 11 exons. Gene Ontology annotation, molecular function: zinc ion binding; metalloaminopeptidase activity; peptide binding. Bases 1 to 1176 code for a protein of 391 amino acids. Gene Ontology annotation, biological process: peptide catabolic process; proteolysis. The record is from RefSeq and is a predicted model, not a curated record. Gene Ontology annotation, cellular component: cytoplasm.